This is a messenger RNA of Colletotrichum phormii, 1421 nucleotides long. RefSeq lists its product as uncharacterized. The transcript has 3 exons. NCBI's taxonomy places the organism in Eukaryota, Fungi, Ascomycota, Sordariomycetes, Glomerellales, Glomerellaceae. Gene Ontology annotation, molecular function: oxidoreductase activity. The coding region runs from base 167 to 1306 and encodes 379 amino acids. The record is from RefSeq and is a predicted model, not a curated record.
UGCCAGCAUUUCCCCCGUGUAUGUAAGCUGUCAAUAUUCGCCGAGAACCACACCUCGAGCGCUCCCGACAAAUCCAGCCUAUAUCCGUUAUCUGUUGUCGGAGCCUGACCCUUCAUAAUCCGAGCAAUCACUUUUUCCCAUAGCCACCUCAAAGCGCCAAGUCACAAUGGCGGCUUCUCUCGUAACGCAUGUUGCGAAAGGCCAUCAAACCAGCAACCACAUCGAUUUCCCAAUUGCAUUUGAACAAUUUCAUGAUUUACCCGAGACGAAUCAACGACUUCUUGGCGAGCACCAUCCCAGCGGUACUGUGACACCCUUGGCUUUGAGGCCUUCCAGCCAACUCGAAGAUAUUCAGUUGCAUGUGGUCGUCCAUACUCUAGAAUCUCUCCAGAGACAAGACUUGCCCAUUCACGGCGCCGAGGAUUUUGGCAAGUUCGCACACGCUUUCGGAUACAAACUACAUGAGAUCAUCGGCAUUGUAGUCGAUAGACCGUUGUUAGCGCCAAAAGUGGCGCCUGCAAAUGAAAGUCCCAAAGAAGUUCUCAUCUACAACCACAACGAGUCACCCCAGGUCCCGCACGCUCCCGAAUACGUUUUCUUCUAUAAUCACAAGGCACUUUCGAAAGGGGGCGAGUCCCCCAUUUCUUCAUCACUAGAGCUAUUCCAUAGGGCCAAGAAUGAGAUCCCGGAGUCCAUCCAGGAGUUGACCGGCGAAGGUAUUUUGAGCAGGGUCACCUACAAAUUCGACAAGCAGUACACGGGUGGUUCAACUCUGCAACAAGCGUGUGGGAAAGAUUUUUUGGAAGGCGACAGUGUGGCCACAAAGCGCACUAAGAUCGAGGCGCAGAUUGCUAGAUAUGGAAGAGGGAAACAUACGACAUGGGAAUGGAUAGAUGACGGCGUGGUGCUGACACAUAGGUUACCCGCAAUUCGAGGUCAGCCAGGCACGGGACUUCCGACACUCUUCACUGGACUAGCUGCCUACUGGAAGAACUCUCAAGGGGGCAAUGGAGCCAGGAAGGAGGUCACCAAACAGCUCUACGGCGACGGCACGCCAAUUCCGGACAAGUAUCUCGAACACUUGGCGAAGAUCACAGAUGAGAUCCGAGUACUCCACAAUUGGCAACAAGGAGAUGUUCUCGUGUUCGACAAUGUCAUUGCUCAGCAUGGUAGACAGCCCUGGGAAGGCGAACAAUCAGAUCGAGUGGUGCUUGCUAGAAUACCAACACUUUUCGAUGGGGACAGCGUGCCAGGAGCGUAUGGGGAUGGCGACUGGGUUCAGGUUGUUCAGGCAUUAGAUGGUUGAUCAUACUGUAUAGAACUGGGAGGUUUCAUAUACUGUCAUGAAAAGAGCGAUAUAUCGUGAGAAGUGGAUGAAUGUGUAAUUUCCAUAUCAAAGGAAGAAAACGGCUGGCUGGCUG